AUGGAUAAAUCCAUGUCAGAUUCUCAGACAAAAUUUGAUGAAGUAUCAAAUAAACUUUCCAAGUUUAGGUAUACUGGAGGUUUCUUAAGUGACCUUGCGGGAAAUCAGCCUCUUGCGUUUCCAAAUACAUUAUGGUUUGGAAUAUUAGAUCUUGCACAAAAUCUCAUUCAAAAAUCUGCUCAUCCAGUUAUAUAUAAUCUUUGCUAUUAUUUGACAAUUGAAUCUCUCAGUAAAGCUCCAAGUAGUUUCAUUCAAUAUAAAGCAAUUGAAAUAUUGCUACACAAAAUGAUUAACAAUACUUCCGAAAGAUUUCAAACUUUAAUCAAACUUGUUCAAGAAAAAUGUCACGAAGAUUUUAAUAUACAAAACGAUGCAAUGGAAAAGGGAAAAGGAAAAGGUUCGGACGAGAAUGAUGAUUUCAAAAACGAACAAACAAUAAGUUCUUUUAACAUUUUAGAUGUUAUUGCAGAUGAAAUGAUUUGUCCAAUUACUCAUCAACAAAUUAUAAAAGAACUAGAAGAUAAAAAUUAUGAGAAAGCUAUAGUUAGUUGUCAAGAAAACCUAAAAAGGUUUCCUAAAAGUUAUACUAUGAGAUGUAUUUUAGCUUAUACAUAUAAAUGCUUUAAAGAUUAUAAAAACGCAGUUUUUUAUUUGCAAGAAGCUAUUGGAUUAAAUGGAAUUAAUCCAAUUGCAUAUAAUAUUCUGGAGAAAUUUUGUUUAGACAAGGAUACUAAACAGAU
Funneliformis geosporum is the source of this 740-nucleotide messenger RNA. Lineage: Eukaryota; Fungi; Glomeromycota; Glomeromycetes; Glomerales; Glomeraceae. The record is from the annotation of a GenBank genome assembly.